AUGGAGCUUGAACCAGGACCAGUUGGAGAUCCACGGAAGAGACCGUUCAGGUUCGAAGCUGCGUGGUUGAAGCAUCCGGGGUUCAAGCAGAUGUUGGAGAUUUCUUGGAACAAGGAUAUGGAAACGCCGAGAGCUUUGGAGAAGUUGAAAGUUGCUCUCAAGAAAUGGAAUCGAGAUGUAUUCGGGGAUAUACAGAAACGGAAAGAGGUUUUGCUGGAUGAUAUAAAAGCAAUCCAAGACGAACUGGAGCUAAUACCGACGGAUGCUUUGCUAGACAGGGAGGAGCAAUUGCUAAAGGAGAUGGAUGAGAUUUUGGAGCAAGAAGAGAUAAUGUGGUUCCAAAAGUCUCGUGAGAAGUGGAUAGCAUUGGGGGAUCAUAACACCAGUCGACCCUUCGCUGCAACAGAAGUGGAGAAAGCAGUCAGGAGUAUGGGACGAUACAAGGCACCUGGCCCAGAUGGCUACCAACCAAUUUUUUAUCAGGAGAAUUGGAAGGUCGUGGGAGAAUUUGUGGCUCGUUUUGCUUUGGAGUUUUUCAGGACCGGAGAGCUGAAACGAGGGACGAAUGAUGCGAUUGUGGUGCUGAUACCAAAGGUCAUGAAGCCGGAAAAGAUUACUCAAUUCCGACCUAUCAGUUUAUGCAAUGUAUUGUUCAAGACGAUUACAAAAACAAUGGUGAUGAGACUCAAGAAGGUUAUGCAGAAGCUCAUUGGCCCGGCUCAAUCUAGCUUCAUUCCGGGGCGAUUAAGCGCUGAUAAUAUUGUUCUGGUGCAAGAGGCAGUUCACUCAAUGAAGAAGAAGAAGGGCAGGAGAGGAUGGAUGCUCCUGAAAUUAGACUUGGAGAAAGCGUAUGAUCGCAUAAGAUGGGAUUUCCUGGAAGACACAUUGAAGUCGGCAGGGUUGCCGGAGAGUUGGAUCCAGUGGAUCCUCCAGUGCGUCACCGGACCGGACAUGAGCUUAUUGUGGAAUGGGGAACGAACUGAAGCGUUUCAGCCACAACGAGGCUUAAGGCAGGGUGACCCCUUAUCACCAUACCUGUUUGUGCUCUGCAUGGAACGCUUGUGUCAUCUGAUCGAUAAGUCGGUGAUUGGGAAGAAGUGGAAACCAAUAAGGCUUUGA
This is a messenger RNA of Microthlaspi erraticum, 1119 nucleotides long. The record is from the annotation of a GenBank genome assembly. NCBI's taxonomy places the organism in Eukaryota, Viridiplantae, Streptophyta, Magnoliopsida, Brassicales, Brassicaceae.